Microthlaspi erraticum is the source of this 1026-nucleotide messenger RNA. Lineage: Eukaryota; Viridiplantae; Streptophyta; Magnoliopsida; Brassicales; Brassicaceae. The record is from the annotation of a GenBank genome assembly.
AUGGGAAGGGCUCCGUGUUGUGACAAAAUAGGGUUGAAGAGAGGGAGAUGGACCGCCGAGGAAGAUGAGAUCCUCACUAACUAUAUCCAAACCAAUGGUGAAGGUUCUUGGCGGUCUUUGCCUAAAAAAGCCGGAUUGUUGAGAUGCGGAAAGAGCUGUAGACUAAGGUGGAUAAACUAUCUGAGAAGGGAUUUGAAAAGAGGAAAUAUUACGGCCGAGGAAGAAGAUAUCAUCGUCAAGUUGCAUUCCCUUCUCGGCAACAGAUGGUCGCUUAUUGCAACACAUCUACCAGGAAGAACAGACAACGAAAUUAAAAACUAUUGGAACUCACAUCUCAGCCGCAAAAUUUACACCUUCACUGCCGUUUCCGGAGACGAACACAACUCAACCGCAGAUGAUUUAUUCCUGAAGAAACCUUCCGGCUCUGGAGCCAAGAACAAGAACAAUGCCAAGAAGAAGAAGAAGAAGGGAAGAACUAGUAGGUCAUCCAUGAAGAAACACAAGCAAAUGGUGACUGACUCGAAAUGUUUCACACAUCCAAAAGAGCUAGAGAGUGAGAUCAGUAACGCAGGGCAAAACAGUAAUUUUGAAGGACAGCCUUUGGGGCCUUAUGAGUGGUUGGAUAGUGAGAUAGAGCGGCUCAUGAGUACUUUCGUUUGGGAAUGUACUAGUGAAGAUGCUGCGAUUAAAGCGAAUGAUGAAGAGUUUGAUCGGAACAAGGUAUGUGAGAGCGGGGACAAUAGUAGUUGUUGUGUGGGGUUGUUUGAGGAAGAACAAGGAAAGCUUGGUGACAUAGAGGUUGAUCAUGUCAUGAAUGUUGAAAAAGAAAGAGAGGGAAGUGUUUUGAGUUCAAAUUAUUCAAACGAAAAUGGUGAUAAAGAUUGGUGGGUUGGUCUAUGUGAUUCUUCAGAAGUUGGAGUUGGGAUUGAUGAGGAGUUGCUUGAUUGGGAGUUUCAAGGUAGUUUGACUUGCCAAAGUGAUGAUCUCUGGGAUCUCUCAGAUAUUGGAGAGAUAACAAUCGUUUGA